UCGUUUUGACUUCAUUCCGUUUCCAUCAUAAAAGCUCGAACUAGAGGGAGACACGCGGACGGACGAGAAGCGAGGAGGAAAGCAAGGCCUCAGGAUUCCCAUCGAGACCGCCGUCGCUGCCCAAGUCAUGACCCCCGUCCAUCCCCCGCCGUCCGGCUCCGUCUCCGGCUCCGGCUUCGGCUCCGGCUCUAGCUCCGGCUCCGGCUCCAGCUCUGGUUCCGGCUCCGGCCGGCCUGGCCACCGGUCUCGGCGGCGGACGGACCUGACGCUCCCGCUCCCGCAGCGCGACACCAACCUCGCCGUCCCGCUCCCGCUCCCUCCCCCGCCCUCCGCCGCCGCCGCCGCCCCCUCCACCUCCGCCGCCGCCGCCGCCCGCCCCCGCCCGCUCGACUUCUCCGAACUCGACCGCCUCAGCCGGAUCGGCAGCGGCAACGGCGGCACGGUCUAUAAGGUCGUCCACCGCCCCACCGGCCGCCUCUACGCCCUCAAGGUAAUCCACGGGGACCACCACGAGGAGAGCGUCCUCCUCCAGAUCCGCCGGGAAGUCCAGAUCCUCAGCGAAGUCGACGACCCCAACGUCGUCCGCUGCCACAACAUGUCCGACCGCCACGGCACCUCCGCCGGCGAGAUCCACGUGCUUCUCGAGUACAUGGACGGCGGCUCCCUCCACGGGGCCCACAUAAGCGACGAGCACCGCCUUUCCGGCAUCACCUACCAAAUCCUCAAGGGCCUCCAUUACCUGCACGCCCGCAAGAUCGUGCAUCGCGACAUCAAGCCCUCCAAUUUGUUGAUCAACUCCAGGAACGAGGUCAAGAUCGCCGAUUUCGGGGUGAGCCGGGCGCUGUCGCAGACCAUGGACUGCAAUUCCGCCGUCGGCACCAUCGCGUACAUGAGCCCCGAGCGGAUCGACACCGACAUCAACAAGGGCUCCUACGACGCCUACGCCGGGGACAUCUGGAGCCUCGGCGUCAGCGUGCUGGAGGUCUACCUGGGCAGGUUCCCCUUCGGGGUCGCCGGCGACUGGUCCAGCCUCUUCUGCGCCAUAUGCAUGGCGGAGCCGCCGCAGGCGCCGCCCACCGCGUCGCCGGAGUUCAGGCAUUUCGUGGCGUGCUGCCUGCAGAGGGUCCCGUCGAGGAGGUGGACGGCGGAGAAGCUGCUGAGGCACCCGUUCGUCUCCCGGAACGGCGGCGACCAGCCCAACCUGCAUCGGCUGAUGCCUCCGCCCCGCACGCUCUGAUGCACCAGACAUUGGAGGGCCUCUGUCAUCAUCUCCCUCUUUCUUCCUUCUUUGGGACAUAGAAAUUUCGAAUUUGCCUUGGUUUCUAUUAUAAGGUUUUGGAUUUGGGUGUCGGUGUAGAUCGUAGAGUUUCUAUCUAUUUUUGGGGGGGGGCAAGAAUUAUUGGGGAAUCAGAAUCGAUUAGCGACUGAUUUCGAUAGGAUGACACAUGACAUCCAACGACAUUGCUAUAAGAGGCAAUGCUCAUUUGUCACAUAAAAGAAUCAUGAAAAUGUCUUGAGUUUUUUUUCCUCUCGGUUUCGCAUGGUUUAGCUGUAAGCAUGAGGCUUACAGAAUGAGUGGUGGAGGAUUUGUGGGGAGAUUUAUAGGAUUUUUGAUGAAUUUUGGUGUUGAGGAUCUUGAAGGAUCGGCGCGAUCCCAUGUAGAGAUCUCUUUGAAUCUGGAACUCAUCACGUUUUCAUCACCUUUGGAUCCCUGUAUUUUAGGACAAUACCAGAUGGUCCUGCAUGUUGGAUCUUGGAUGAUUUGUCCAGGCAGGAGACAGAUCAUGCAUUUUAGUUCGAGUCAAAAUCCUUGUAUUCAA
Eucalyptus grandis is the source of this 1820-nucleotide messenger RNA. RefSeq names its product mitogen-activated protein kinase kinase 5-like. The record is from RefSeq and is a predicted model, not a curated record. Bases 128 to 1237 code for a protein of 369 amino acids. Gene Ontology annotation, biological process: protein phosphorylation. Gene Ontology annotation, molecular function: protein serine/threonine kinase activity; ATP binding. Gene Ontology annotation, cellular component: cytoplasm. Lineage: Eukaryota; Viridiplantae; Streptophyta; Magnoliopsida; Myrtales; Myrtaceae. The transcript has a single exon.